AUGAAAUCUAUUAUGUUGGUUAUUGUUGGUCUCUCGGCUGUUUCACCAGGUGAGGAUUUAUGCAUCAGAUCUUUUUUUUAAAAUAUAUUGAACUAAUUAAAAAGUGCACACCAGAUUUAACUCUAUAUUUCUGCCCCCUUUCUGCAGGUGUCUUAUCCAGUACACAGCUGACUCAGACUGGCCCAGUUGAGCUUAAGCCCGGAGAGUCCCUCCAACUGACCUGCACUGUCUCUGGUGUCCAAGUCAGUGGUUAUUACUGGAGUUGGAACCGGCAGCCUCCAGGGAAAAGGAUGGAAUGGUUGGGUUUCAUUCAGCACUCAAUAAAUGGAGGAAAUGCCUAUUACAACCCAACUUUCAGCAGCCGAGCCAGCAUCUCCAGGGACACCUCCAGAAAUAAAGUCUACCUCCAGCUGAGCUCCCUGACAGUUGCAGACACUGCAACAUACUUUUGUGCAAAAGCAUCACAGUUUGGCAAAGCGGUGGAGCACCCCAGCAAAAACCACACUCUGACUUGA
This is a messenger RNA of Podarcis lilfordi (Lilford's wall lizard), 515 nucleotides long. The record is from the annotation of a GenBank genome assembly. NCBI's taxonomy places the organism in Eukaryota, Metazoa, Chordata, Lepidosauria, Squamata, Lacertidae.